UACCACUACUAUCGAUAUCAUGUCCACCCAGCAAGCACCAGCGCGCGCCACGGACGCCGAGGUCGGCGCGCAGUCAGCGAGCGCGGCUGGCGCGGAGCACGCGCCCCGCCCGCCGUCAUUCGCGAGCAAGGAGGAGGAGCGCGAGUGGAUCAAGUUUAGGCUUGCGCAGGCGUUCAGGCUGUUUGCGAAGUGGGGGUACGAUGAGGGCGUGGCGGGGCAUAUCACUGCGAGGGACCCAAUCAAGCCUGACUGCUUCUGGGUGAACCCCUGGGGCCCACACUUCGCGACCAUCCAGCCGUCCGAUCUCCUGCUCGUCGACCACCACGGCAGCGUACUCCCAGCCGAGUCCGGGCCGAACCACUUCCUGAACAAGGCCGCAUAUCUCAUCCACGCCGCGGUGCACGCCGCGCGGCCCGAUGUGCUGUGCGCGGCGCACUCGCAUAGCAUGCACGGUAAGGCGUACGGGACGCUGGGGUUACCGCUUGAUCCGAUUACGCAGGAUAGUUUGGCGUUUUUUGAGGAUCAUGUGGUGUUCAAGCAAUAUGAUGGCGUUGUGGGCGCGCAGAAGGAGGCGGCGAGCAUUGCUCAGGCGCUUGGUGGGAACAAGGCUGCCAUCCUCCAGAACCAUGGGAUCAUAACCGUCGGCCGCUCGAUCGAAUCCGCCGUGUACUUCUUCCACGCGAUGGAGCGCUCGUGCAGGGUGCAGAUGCUCGCGGACGCGGCAGCCGCGGCGCGGGGCGUGUCGACGCAGAAGGUGCCGGAGAAGGAGGCACGGGCGACCGCGGCGCUGGUGGGCUCGGAGCGCGCGGGCUGGUUUGGCGGGUACAUUGAGUUUGGUAGGUUGGAGGCGGAGGAGGGGGUGAGGUUUCAAGGGAAGUGAAGUGGUAUAGGUCAUCAUGGAUAUUAGAAUGGAGUGUGUGAGUAUGUAGUCGGGUUUAUCAUACGUGCAUCGGCC
Molecule: messenger RNA, 955 nt
Organism: Coniophora puteana RWD-64-598 SS2
Lineage: Eukaryota; Fungi; Basidiomycota; Agaricomycetes; Boletales; Coniophoraceae
Product: class II aldolase adducin domain protein
Exons: 7
Coding region: 20-880 (286 amino acids)
Cellular component (GO): cytoskeleton
Molecular function (GO): actin filament binding
Source: RefSeq, a predicted model, not a curated record